AAAAGCGGAGCUUCUUCUCCUUCUUUCCCAGCCUCUCCCUCGGCUUACCCCGCCACUUUCUUGGCUUCGAGGACGCCAAAGUCCAUAUUCUCAGAGCCCUAAUUUUCUGUUUUCAGUUUUAAGAUAGCUGGAGAGUACCAUGGUCGUGAUUUCACGGACGGGUUCAAUGUACUGCACGCGCACUGAGACGACACGAUGCAGAGUUGGGAACAAUACACUUUGUCGCGCAAGACAAAAGUUUUACGCAUCCCAUGUAAAGAAAACUCGUGUUGGUUUCUCUUCCUUAUCAUGCGAUUCUGCGAGAAAGAUUCAGAUUACACAGAAAAGUAUGUUUAACAGCGUUGGAUCUAAACGGAAUCAUACAGUGAUUGUUGCUGCCAGCCCUCCUACAGAAGAUGCUGUCGUUACUGAGCCUCUUACAAAGAAGGAUCUUAUAGACUACCUUGCCUCUGGUUGUAAGCCGAAGGAAAAAUGGAGAAUUGGUACUGAACAUGAGAAGUUUGGUUUUGAGUUUGGAAGCCUCCGUCCUAUGAAGUAUGAACAGAUAGCAGAGUUGCUCAAUGGCAUUUCUGAGAGAUUCGAUUGGGAUAAAGUAAUGGAAGGUGAUUAUAUUAUUGGACUUAAACAGGGCAAGCAAAGCAUAUCAUUGGAGCCUGGUGGUCAAUUUGAGCUUAGUGGUGCCCCACUAGAAACUUUGCAUCAGACUUGUGCUGAAGUUAACUCGCACCUCUAUCAGGUUAAAGCAGUUGCCGAGGAAAUGGGAAUUGGAUUUUUGGGAAUUGGUUUCCAGCCAAAGUGGGGACUCAAAGACAUACCUAUCAUGCCAAAGGGAAGAUAUGAAAUAAUGAGAAAUUACAUGCCUCAAGUUGGUUCCCUUGGACUUGACAUGAUGUUCAGAACAUGCACUGUACAGGUCAAUCUAGACUUCAGUUCUGAAGCAGACAUGAUAAGGAAGUUUCGUGCUGGUCUAGCCUUACAGCCUAUAGCAACUGCUCUAUUUGCAAAUUCACCCUUCAAAGAAGGAAAGCCAAAUGGUCUUCUCAGUAUGAGGAGCCAUAUAUGGACUGAUACUGAUAAGGACCGCACAGGGAUGCUGCCAUUUGUUUUUGAUGACUCCUUUUGCUUUGAGCAGUAUGUUGAUUAUGCUCUAGAUGUUCCGAUGUAUUUUGUCUAUCGGAAAGGGGAAUAUGUCAACUGUGCCGGAAUGACCUUCAGGGAUUUUAUGGAAGGGAAGCUUCCUUGCAUUCCUGGUGAAUUGCCAACACUAAAUGAUUGGGAAAAUCACUUGACAACUAUAUUUCCUGAGGUUAGGCUAAAGAGGUACUUGGAGAUGAGAGGUGCUGAUGGAGGGCCCUGGAGAAGGUUAUGUGCUUUACCAGCAUUUUGGGUAGGCUUAUUGUAUGAUGAGGUUUCUCUCCAGAAUGUCUUAGAUAUGACAGCUGAUUGGACCCCAGAAGAGAGACAGAUGCUAAGGGAUAAGGUCCCCAAAUAUGGUCUAAAGACACCAUUCCGAGAUGGCUUGCUGAAGCAUGUUGCUGAAGAUGUUCUAAAAUUUUCGAAAGAUGGUUUGGAAAGAAGAGGCUUUAAGGAAACUGGUUUCUUGAAUGAGGUUGCUGAGGUGGUUAGAACAGGUGUUACACCAGCUGAAAAGCUUUUGGAUUUGUAUCAUGGAAAGUGGGGGCAAUCUGUAGAUCCUGUAUACGAGGAAUUGCUAUACUGAGGAGCGUUCAAGUGGCUGCCGCUUGUGACAGUUCGGUAGGAUUUUUUCUUCGUCAGUUGUGGUGCUGGUUGUCUGUUCUGAGCCACUUGAUGAUUGAUGAUUACUUAGGAAAUAAUUUCUGAUGUAAAUUCUGUCAUGAGGUUACCCAUGCCAUUUUCAUUCAAGACAUGAUGUGAUCAAACUGAUGUUCGAACGCUUCAUAAAUAAAUGUGAAAAGCUCGUCAGCUUACUCAUCUUGUCAAAAGUGGCAGUAGAUCAA
This is a messenger RNA of Neltuma alba, 1979 nucleotides long. Its product is annotated as glutamate--cysteine ligase, chloroplastic. Gene Ontology annotation, biological process: glutathione biosynthetic process. NCBI's taxonomy places the organism in Eukaryota, Viridiplantae, Streptophyta, Magnoliopsida, Fabales, Fabaceae. The record is from RefSeq and is a predicted model, not a curated record. The coding region runs from base 140 to 1720 and encodes 526 amino acids. Gene Ontology annotation, molecular function: glutamate-cysteine ligase activity. The transcript has 16 exons.